CACUUUAAGCACACAUAACCGAUAAUAGAGCAAUUUGUAUUGAAAAAGUGAAUACAAAUUCAAGAAAGUACUCAUUGGGGAAUACAAAAGACCGAACUUCUUAUUUUAGAGUGCGCUCUGAAGCCUUUUGUGUGAGCUCAUGCACGAUCGAAUAGAGAACAAGUCUUCCUGGCAAGAAUUAACAGUGAUCAUCAACUAAAUUGACAACCAUCUGUUUCACUACGACACACACCAUAACCACAUCAUAUCAAUAUGGGCGAUUCAGUUGUUUACAGGGGAGAGUUAUCAGGCCACAAAGGCUGGGUUACAGCAAUUGCAACUUCAGGUGAAAACCCAGAUUUGCUUUUGACAGCUUCUCGUGAUAAAACUUUGAUCGUUUGGCAAUUAACCCGUGAUGAACAAUACGGUUUCCCAAAAAAGAUCUUGCACGGACACAACCACUUCGUCAGUGAUGUCACAGUUUCAAGCGAUGGUCAAUUCGCACUUUCAGCUUCUUGGGAUAAGACUUUACGUUUGUGGGAUUUGAACACAGGUACAACCGCAAGAAGAUUUGUCGGUCACACCGGUGAUGUUUUGUCAGUAAGCUUCUCAGCUGAUAACCGUCAAAUCGUCAGUGGAUCUCGUGACCGCACAAUCAAAUUGUGGAACACUUUGGGUGAAUGCAAAUUCAACAUCCAAGAAGAUGGUCACUCUGAAUGGGUCAGCUGCGUUCGCUUCAGCCCUAACCCAAGCAACCCAGUCAUCGUCUCUGCCGGAUGGGACAAGGUUGUCAAGGUUUGGGAAUUGUCUAAGUGCAAGCUCAAGACAAACCACUAUGGUCACACCGGUUACAUCAACACUGUUACCGUUUCACCCGAUGGAUCUUUGUGCGCUUCAGGUGGUAAGGAUGGUAUCACCAUGUUGUGGGAAUUGACUGACGGCAAGCACUUGUACUCUCUUGAGGCCGGAGAUGUCGUUAACGCUUUGGUUUUCAGCCCAACCCGUUACUGGUUGUGCGCUGCUACCGCAAGCUGCAUCAAAAUCUUCGAUUUGGAAAGCAAAUCAAUCGUCGAAGACAUCAAGCCCGAAUUCACCAACGUCGGCAAAGAUUCUCCUGACCCAGAAUGCUUGUCUUUGGCAUGGUCUGCUGACGGUGCUACUUUGUUCGCUGGUUACAGUGACAACAAGGUUCGCGUUUUCACCGUUGGUUAAACGUGAUUGGUAAAUUCUUGUUUGUACGUCUUUUAUACUAUUCCAUCAUGCACUCUACCAUCACUACCGUUCUCAUUGUGUCAAAAUAGCAGCCAUGUUUCACCAUUAUCGACUUUUAAAAUGAAUACCUCUAUUUGAGGGUAUGCUCUAUGAA
This is a messenger RNA of Meira miltonrushii, 1345 nucleotides long. RefSeq names its product putative CPC2 protein. Gene Ontology annotation, cellular component: nucleus; cytosol. NCBI's taxonomy places the organism in Eukaryota, Fungi, Basidiomycota, Exobasidiomycetes, Exobasidiales, Brachybasidiaceae. The record is from RefSeq and is a predicted model, not a curated record. Gene Ontology annotation, biological process: positive regulation of protein phosphorylation; rescue of stalled cytosolic ribosome. Gene Ontology annotation, molecular function: ribosome binding; protein kinase C binding; translation regulator activity. Bases 253 to 1191 code for a protein of 312 amino acids. The transcript has 2 exons.